CGUUUGGAUGGUUUUAGUGGUGACGGGCAGCCUGUGUGUUUGGAAUGGUGGUAUUUUAUUCUUUACACUUCAACGACGCAGACCUUCAAAAUGCCGGAUCCUUAGGACAUGGCAACUACACAUGACUUCAAAUAAAGACCCAGGCUAGAAAGGCGACAUGGGCGCGAUCUCCAAGACCCUGCUGCUGUGGGCAGGCCGUGCUGCUGUGGUGCGGGCGCGCGCUGGGGCAGAGCGACGCGGUGGAGGUACAGCUCCGCCAGGGCCGCAUCUCCGGCGUGAGGGAGGAGGUCGCCGGGGUAUCCUUUUACGGCUUCAGGGGCAUCCCUUACGCCCAGCCUCCGAUGGGGGAGCUAAGGCUUCAGGACCCCGUCGCUGCAGAAGCGUGGGAGGGGGUGAGAGACGGGUCGGUGGCGCCCCCUGUGUGUCCUCAGCUGACAGCCGUCGACGGGGAAACAGCUGUGACCGGCCAGGAGGACUGCCUCUACCUUAGUGUCUACACGUCUAGGCCAUACCCGUCCGACAUGCCCGUGAUGGUGCUGAUCCAUGGUGGGGGUUUCAUCGUAGGGGGGUCAGAGGAGCAGUACCCCCCCAUGCCCCUGCUGAAGAGGGACGUGGUGCUCGUCGUUCUGCAGUACCGCCUGGGCACCUUAGGAUUCCUCUCAACCGAAGACACGGUGAUGCCAGGAAACCUCGGCCUCAAGGACCAGACACUGGGUCUCCGCUGGGUCAAGGAGAACAUCCGUGCCCUCGGCGGCGACCCCUUCCGCGUGACCUUGUUUGGGCAGGGAGCGGGAUCGGCUGCGGCACACAUGCAGGUCCUCAGUCCUCAUGCCGCUGGCUUGUUCAACCGAGUUAUCCUCCAGUCCGGCAACGCACUCAGUCCUUGGGCGCUGAGGUGCGACCACAGAAAAAAUGCUGCUGUGAUAGGUGAGGCUUUCGGCUGCCCAGAUGUGAACGCGUCGUCACCUGUUGACUUGAACAGCACCGCACUGCUAGACUGCCUUCGAGAACUCCCUUUUGAACAGCUGGCGGUCAUCCCUUCGGCUUUUGUGGUGUGGCUGAACGCCCCCCAGGUGAUGACCCCGCGCGUGGACGGUAAGUUCUUGCCCGCCCACCCCGCCCAUCUCCUGAAGGAAGGCCUCUUCAACAGGGUCAGCCUCAUCUCGGGCAUUAACCAGCAGGAAGGAGCCUUACCUGCUCUCGCCACACUCACGACUCCUUUCCUGAAUGCGGCGCUGACGGAGAACUUCUCGCAGGUGGGUCCGAUCAUCCUGAACGUGCAAGAUGAGGAGAAUGCCGUCUUCUUGUCUCGUCGGGCCUUUAACGCGUACCUGCCGCAGUAUCAGGUUAAUGAGGACACCGUCGGAGAUUUCGCCAAGCUCUUGGGCGACGAAGCGUUCCGAGUCCCUCACCGAGAAGUGGUUCGGCUCCACAGCAUGGCCGGUGGUCUCGUGUUCGCCUACGAGCUGAAGCAUCGCGGCCUCCAGAGCCUCACAGAGCUCUUCAACACGUCCGCUGGGGAUUCGUGGGUGAGCAACGGCGAUGACCUCCAGUACCUGUUCAAUGGAACGACCUUCCCGCCCCUGAGGAAUCUGGAUGACCGGCGCCUCAGUGACCUUAUGGUGAUCAUGUGGACAAACUUCGCAGCCACAGGGUACCCGACGCCCGACAAUGCCCUAGGCUUCUGGUGGACGCCCGUGAGGUCCUCUUCUCCCCUGCCCUACCUCUGCCUCAUGCCCACGCCCAUGAUGGCCUGGGAUGGGCGUAGUUCGAUGUACGAGUUUUGGACGAGCCUCCCCACCUUCCAAAACCGCGUCCUGAACCCGCAGCAUUUCACUCACUCGUCAGGGGGAUUCGGACGACCGCUGUUCUAUGGAGCGAACGCCACCCCCUGGCCCAACAGUCCCUUCCUUCCCGCUCACCGAUUCGGACGCCGGCGGUGAGAGGGGUGGGGGGAGUCGAGAAUGGGAAU
Messenger RNA from Penaeus chinensis, 1972 nucleotides. Its product is annotated as cholinesterase 1-like. The transcript is spliced from 13 exons. Lineage: Eukaryota; Metazoa; Arthropoda; Malacostraca; Decapoda; Penaeidae. The record is from RefSeq and is a predicted model, not a curated record. Bases 342 to 1943 code for a protein of 533 amino acids.